This is a messenger RNA of Paramuricea clavata, 18653 nucleotides long. The record is from the annotation of a GenBank genome assembly. Lineage: Eukaryota; Metazoa; Cnidaria; Anthozoa; Malacalcyonacea; Plexauridae.
CAUUUUGCAAUUUUCACAUGAGCGAAAGAGACUACAAAGAGAGCCGAAUUAUUUUCACUUUCAUUUUCGGUUCCAAGUAAAACUAUUGAAUUUCAAGGUCAGGGGAAGGCCCUUAUAAAUUACAAUCACGCACAUUCUUGGAAUUUACAAAUAUGCGACAAACAUGUAGUCAAAUACAUCAAAAUAAACGUACAAAAUAUGGCCGAAUACGAAUCCCUGGUUAUCGAAGUGACGGGAAUAAACAAUAACACUUCAAAAGACACUUUGGAGAACUAUUUCUCUUCUUCAAGACGUGGAGGAGACAUCGCGAAUAUAGAAUAUAUCAAAGGAAGUGGGAAUGCAUCAAUAACGUUUGCUAACGCCGAAGGUAGGAAAACAAGACUGUCUUUAUGUGUUGUAGCUGGGUUUCAGUAUAUAUUGCAGUAUUACAGGGCAGCAUUGAAGUCAAUUUCAGAAAUAUUGAUGUUGAUUUAUAAAGCAUGAAAAUGAAACUAGAUCUCAAUUUUAGAUGUUUAUAAUGCAUAUAAUGAAAUAAUUUACAUCAUAUUCUCACAUUGAACUUUGAUAGCUAUUGCUGCACGAUACAGCUCAGAAUUCAGAAAAUGUAAUUACUCAAGGAACUAGUAGGAAUAACCAGCAUUACUAUUACAUCGAAGAUACAACAAAUUCGUCAAUGAACCAUACUAUGAGACCUACAAUUUAUCAAUCGCGAUAAAGUAUUUAAAUGUUGCAAUUUUGAAAACAAUAACAAUUUGAUUCCUAGUAUUUUGCGUGUCGAUGUAGCCGGCAAAUUUUAAGCAAAUGUCGCCAGCCUUUGAGAUUUGUCCAAGCAUGGACGCAAUUCGGAAAUCUAAAGAGUUUUGUAGCACAGACAAUACUUUCUACCUAGCUAUGUAUAAACGACAAUAAAGCUAUAACAACAACGAGACGGUAUAAUUUGAUUCGUCUUUCGCUUUCGAAAUCGAAGCGAUGUGUUUUAACCAACAAACUAGCUUGAAACUGUAGUUAUUAAAUUUAGUCGACUGAAUAUAUAGAAUGCUGUGAUAUCAUAUAAAUUGCAAGGUUUAGAAGCAUGCAAAUACUUAAAAUACAAGACAGGGAUUUAGGAAUUAGGCGGAAGUGAUUGAUUAAUGUGCAGCCAAAACAUAAACGUUGUUGACAUCACCGUCAAUCGCAAUGGUGUAUUUCUUUUAAAUCAGUAUUAUAAUAAGGUUAUAUUACUUUUGUAAACAGAAUACUGCAUCAUAUAUAAACAGGGAUUUGCUACCUAAGGAAAAUUUGCGAUUCUUGGAAUAGGACAAAGCAAUCCGCUUCCUGUGUGCUAAACAGGUUUUAAAAACUGUUACAUUUAUAUUUUAUUCAUGUUAAUCUUAAAAAAAAGCAGUAUAUUGAUGAAAAGUUCUCACAAAAUUCAAUGACACUAGACGGUAUUUGUGAUUUUCCCCAUUGACAAUCGUUACAAUAUUCGGCCCGAAUUUAGGGUGUGACAGCCUACAAUGCGGGCUAUAAGAUAUAACCAGCGAAAUGGGCUAUAUAUGGAAUACUGCGUUGAAACAAGGAGCUAGCAGAGUGUUUAAUAUAUCUUGUGAGGUGUUUUAAAAUCACAAUAAUAAAUCACUUCGAGUGCUCAAACGAAUCAGUGUAUAAAAAGAAUAUGCGAAAGUUGACCCAUAAACCGUGGUAUCAAUGCAAAACAGCAAUACGGUGUCGGUGUUGUUAUUUGAAAAUACUGUAUUUUUGAGCCUUUAGUCGAAAAAAUAGUACGAGAAAUAGUCCUGAACUUUAAACUAAGAACAUCAGAUAAAAAAAAAAUUGUAUACAAUGAGAACAUCAGAAAAAUUCAUGUAGAUUAUAUAGACCGUUUAUUUAAAAGAUUUAGAGAUGUGGGGCUUCGGUGGCGAAGUGGUUAGCGCACUUGCCUUUCACCUCUAAGGUAGCAGGUCCGAAUCCCAAUGAGGACUUCUCAUUGUGACUGGAACCCAGUCCUAAUGUGAAAAGAGUGAGUCAACGCUCUGCCGAAAGUCCGUGGGUUUUCUCCGGGUACUCCGUGUUUCCUCCCACAGGGAAAGUUGACAGGGUGUGUUAGACACAUAAGGUCAGGAGGCAGAUCAUUAAUGAGGUAUGGACUAAUAGCGGCUGCUCAAGCGCCAUUUGUAAGCUCAAAGUCUACCUCGGUCUGCUUCACGUCAGUCCGGUUGAUCUAUCUAAUCAUAAUGUAAAACUUCUGCAAUUCAGUGUAUGCUGCCAUCGAAGUUCAAAUAAUCUAUCUCUACCAAAAUGUUCAUUACGUUAUCAUUUUCUUAAAGAUUUCUUAAUUUUUUAAGGUGCUAAAAAAGUUUUGGAAACAAGCCCGCUUUCUCUCGAAGGAUCUACACUAACAACACGACAAAAGAAAGCAGAAAUUUAUGAAAAUGACAAAGUUUUCGUUGAAGGCGUUUCCACAAACACUUCCAAAGAUUGUCUUCAGUUUUACAUGGAACGGAUAAGCGACUUAGACGUGAAAAACAUCACGUAUGGCACGAAAAGCAGUGGGAGUGUUAAUGCAAUAGUGACAUUUCACGGCCAAGUAGGUGAGAAACGAUCUUGGGAAAAUAAGUGCUACAGUGGUUGGUUAUGGUCCUCACUGGACUUCUAGUGAGAACAGUUUAGAACUAAUAAUACUAUCCAGUGUCAAUAUAGUUAGAAGUACAGAAAAUUGUCCGACAUACAAAAAUGUAUUUAAGCAUGCCGGCCUCAACAACUCAGGGCUGAUUUCGAUGAGGGGCGUGAUUUUAGAAAGAAUACACUGUACAGAUAAACAUUAAAAAUACAAAAAUAAAGAAAGAAGAAUUACUAUGUAGGCAACAGGACGAGCCAAUUUUAAGUGUUUGCUUGAUUAAUAGUUCUUUGAAAAGAACUUAAAGAUUCCGCUACUUUUACCUCAUACGGUAAAUUUCUCCAUACUACCGCUCCGUUAUAUUUGAAUUCGACAUAUAUUUGGAUUCAUUUAUAUUCGACAGCGCCAGCAGCACUGCUGCUAAAUAUCUUCGCAGGGAAUCUUUGUCCUCUCAUAUACUGGAAAGCCAUUUUAUAAUUUCCCCAAAGCGUUUUACAAGUCAGAAUUUUCAUGUGGCGCCCCACAUUGUGAUAAACCUCAUUACCUCAAUCUCGGCAUACCUUCUGUGAAAUCAACAUAUAUAUGCAGAAAGGUUUAUAAAUGACUUACACAGGAUAUAUAUUUUUGGAUUUUACUGCCAGGAAGAGAAGUAUAUUUUCUAGGCCUAAUAGUUACUUUAGAACGCUGUAUGAGCAGCCCGCAACCACCUGGAGAAAAUAGGGUCGCACGGUCAAUCGCGUUGAAAAAAGAAUAGGGUCGGCAGAAAAAAAAUAGGGUCGGUCGGGAACCGGAACCACAGGGUUUUUUUUUACGCCCAACCAAAUGAUGCACAAAAGUCUCCCUUUCACGAAAAGAAAUUGUCUGGAAAUUAAACUGUAAAAUUAAAUCGGGCGCACGGCUGUUUAAUAUAGAAUAACAAGAGAGGUAUUUGGCUAUAAAACUUUAUACCCCAAUCACACAAAAGAGCUUUCCCUGGAUGAGUAAAAUUAUUUGGCGUAAGCGUAAGUUAAUCUGGUGUCACACACUGUGAAAUAAAAAAGUGAGGAGGGCGCAUUGCCAUAACAAGGCACGAGUAUAAUUUCUGCAAGACUGUUACCAGCAUAUGUUGGCACGUAAGUUAGCGAAGUAUCUGGCACUGCUCGAAACAAGGAAUUUUUGUUUCAUUGUCUUAGCAAUACCAAAAGAAAAUGUUUUACCUUUUGUUGCAGAUUUCGACAAGAUACAGGAAGGUUUCAGAAAGAAGCCAACGUUAGAAGAAAAACAUAUAUCAAUCAAGACAGUUCCUGUGUGUAAAACAAUCUUAGUGAAAAACUUACCAACUACAGCGACUUACGACUCCGUGUUGUACAAAUUUGAAAACAAACGAGCUGGUGGUGGCGAUGUCACGGACGGAGGAGUCCAUCUAGACCUAGAGAAAAAAAUAGCAUUGGUUGAAUUUGAAGAUCCAGAUGGUAAGAUGGAUUUUUAUGUUCUGAACUGUUUUCCUGAAACUAAGCUAACUUUCUGGGUGGCUGUUUUCGCUGCAGAGUUGCAGUAAGGGUGAUCUGUUAUUAAUCAAGUGUUGCCGCAGGAGGAAAACUAAAACUGGAACUAAAUUUAUCAGUUACAGUACUUCUACUUGUUCUAAACUGUUAUAGUCCAGCGUAUGUUAGCAGUACGAAUAGCUCUAUCAGUCCUGCCAAAACUGUUCUUUUUAGAGGUCCAGUAAAGACUGUUCUCUAUUUUUCCUUCAGGUGGAAACCCAUACAGUCAAAGAAAACCUACGGUGUUUGGUAGAAUUGGGCAGGAGGCACUUUUCUCAGAGGCGUAGCCAAUCCCAAAUGAAUGGGGGCUCUAAUUAUCUUUAGGGUCUGGGAAACGCCAUUUCAUGCAUUUUAGACAUGUUUUAUGAUAAUCUGAAAGUCCCAGAAUUGGUACAUUUUAUGUCACGGAUGAAAAAUAUUAAGACGUUACGCCCGCCCAAGUUACUCUGUUUUGAAAAAGUUACAAACUUGGGUCUAAAGAAAAGUGGGGGGGAGGUCUGGACCCCCUAGGGAUUCCCGCUCUGUGGCUACGACUAAAAUUGCACAUUAAAGUAUACGUGUCUCAUAUUUUUAGUGAUAGACAAAGUCCUUUUAGUGAAACAAACAUUGGACAACUCCACCCUAUCCGUGGAACGCUAUCACCCAAUCCUUGGCAGCUUAGCUGACUUACAGACAACAGAACAAGAAACAUCAGAACCAACCCGCCGUGAAGUACCUACAGCAAAACCAAGACACCCAAAAGCUACAGGUUUCACAGAAGAUAUCGAUCGUGACCUCUACCUCUAUCUCAAAGACAACCAUCCUGCCCAGUUGAGCCUCGCAUUAAAAGAUCCACAACCGAACAUUGAAGAGAAAACGGAAUCGGUGCAUUUCACAUUUUCCAAUCAAGAUGCGAAAGAGCACUUCCUUACCGCAAUGAAAGAUUACAAAUGCGAAAUAGUGCCUGUUAACCUGGGUUUAUUAAAUCAUGGGCUACGUGAGGAGAUUAAGGAGAUUAUCGUUUUGUUUAGGUCAGCCAAAUCAGUCUCAUUUAUAGAGAGGUAUAACGAGGGUUUUAUAAAGAUUGUUGGACGAGCUGUGUCAACAUUUGACCGUGCGAUCGACCAGGUGAAAAAAUGUAUUGAUAAAGUGGAAGAGAGAACCAAUCGACGCGACGAUGUUAUAGAAAUAUUACCUGUCCACCUUAAAUUGCUUCAAAGGUCAUCAAGAUUUGAAAGGCAAGCAACGCACUAACUAACUUACUGAAAUCACCUGAACAGUCUAUCCGACUAAUGAGCUUCAGUUCUCUAUUCAGUGUUUAUAUCAGAUCAAAUGGAUUUUGCAUAGUGUUUCUGGUAAUCUGCAGCAAAUCUCAGGGAAAACCUGUAGUUGUUGUGUGCAUCUAAGCAACUAACUAGCAAAUUACUAAUUCAGUGGAUACAGCCUUAGUACUAUUAACAUUGUGAACAUUUAUAUCAUGUAGUUCAUACAACUUUUACUUAGACAGGACGAAUAUUACUUUUUAGUAUUUUUGCACAAGUGAACAUAACAAAUCCUACACGUUGAUUGGUCAAAUUUGACGUAUUAAGUAUAGGUUAUUUUUGAGGCAACGUACUUAUUUUUCACAUUGCGAGGUCGCGUUAAUGAGUCGGAAUACUGAGAAAUAAUUCUUAAUGCCAUAUUGCCUUCGUUAUGUUGUUUUUUCUCAUUUUUGUGCUGCAAAGACAUUGCAGGUGAAUAUUAGGGGGGAUUAUUAGAGGGGAUUAUUAGAGGGGAAUAUUGAAUAUUUUCCCCGAUAAGAACAAAGGAAACCGAGCAGGGUGAAAAAUAAGCCGUUAUAUUCACCUACAGGUGAAUAUAACAUAACAAAACCGAAAUUUUCAAAAUGGCGGCUAGCUGUUUUGUGAAAGUUACUGAUAAAGAAAUAAGCGAAAUUAAAAUAUAUAUCGAGUCUCAAAAACACAAAAAAAUGUGUAAAAAUACUAACACAAUUAUUCGCCUCAGGCUCGGUAAUUAUCGGGGAAUAUUCACCUCGACUUCGUCUCGGCGAAUAUUCCCCGAUAAUCACCUCGCCUUCGGCGAAUAAUUGUAUUCAGUAAUCUUCAAAUCUUGUAUGACGGAACUUUCUCUAAGCCGCAUUUUAGUAAUUCUGUGUUUGAAUAAACUAGACCAUAUAGGCUCAGUACAAAAAGAUUAUUUUAAUAACUACGUUUCGGAGUAUAACUCCAUCUUCAGGUUAAAAAGUCUAAAGACACAGAAUAAGAAGGUAUAGCAGAAGCGUAACUCUAGUCGUUUCCCAUAUUGUUUUCGUCCACGAAAAUUUUAACUCGCUCACGCCAAUCCACGUCAUCCUGGCUAGUACAACCGGAAGUUUUUAUCAGGUUUUGGUAGGUACAAAGUGCCGGUUGUACUAGCCAGGAUGCCGUGAUUGAUGACGAAUCGCUUGUAAAAACGCGGACAAAUACUUGCUUGAGUUACGCUUCUGCGAUACCUUCCUAUUCUGUGCUAAAGAUAUAACACUUUAAAAACAAUUACAAAUUUAGACAAAAUCCGUUAGGAUUGCGUAUAAUAGCUGACGUGCGCUUCAAACUAAUUCGUGUCCGUGCGCGCGCUUAAUUUUUUUUUUGUCCAUGGCGUGUCCGUGAGAGCGUUAAAAUUUCGUGUCCCUGCCUGCAUAUGUAAUUACAUUAAACUAUAUACAAAAUCCCUUAACUUCCUGCAGCUCAUCCUUUGAGUUCAGGUCAGGUUGCAUUCUUUCAAUGUAGAAUGCCUCUGUGACCUUUCUUUCCAAUGUUCCUUUUGUUUUCUUCAACAUCGAUCCAUCGAUGGACAAAAAAAAAAUUAAAAAAAUUAAGCGCGCGCACGGACACGAAUUAGUUUGAAGCGCACGUCAGCUAUUAUACGCAAUCCCAACGGAUUUUGUCUAAAUUUCUAAUUGUUUUUAAAGUUUUAUAUCUUUAGCACAGAAUAGAUACAGAAGUGUCACUCAAACGAUAUUUUGUCCGAAAUUUUACGAGUGCUGACGUGAAAAUACGCCAUCAUAUGACGCCAUCCUGGAGUGCACACGGACGUUUUUCAUAGGAAAACAUAGGUACAAAGUGCCGGGUGCACUCCAGGAUGGCGUCAUAGCACGCAAAAAAAUUUCGGACGUUUUCCUUCAGCCAAAACACAUAGGAGUGACACUUCUGGCCCAGUAUCUAUUCUGUGUCUUUAGUUACUUUUUAACCUGAAGAUGGAGUUAUACUCCGAAACGUAGUUAUUAAAAUAAUCUUUUUGUACUGAGCCUAUAUGGUCUAAUUUAUUCAAACACAGAAUUAUUCAGUAAUCACUUCAGCAAUAAUAAAUAAUGUUUCUCCUAUCAGGCUGGAAAAUUCUUUAAAGCGAGAGAGUUGUGAGAUUCAACUGGAUAACACAAAAGGAAGAAUAAACGUGAAGGCUUCACAAACACAAAUACAAAAGCUUAAAGAGGAAAUACAAGAUAUUGUUGGUCGCUUUCGCGAACGCUCAUUGAACCAAAGUACAUUUUCCUUAUUAAAAAUACCCAGAGGUCUUUCUCAUGUGAAGACACUGUUAUCUGCGGAAAAUUUGAUCGUCGAAGUUCUGGUCAAUGACCAAGGGAAUGUAAUGUUGUAUGGUAUGGAUCAAACACAACUCCAACAAGCGUAUAACACGAUAGAGAAUGCCAUCGGUGAAUUGAAGCUUUCUCCGAGUAAGUAAGCAAUUUUUAGCUUCUUUGUUUGGGAGAUGCGGUUAGCACACUGAGUUCGAGGUUCCUGGCUUGCCAACCCUUGGGGAAAAUAGCUAGGAAACAAUGUUUCCUGGUUUGCCAACCAUCGAAUAACAUUGCUAGAAAACAAUAGUUACUAGUUUGUCCACAUUUGGGACACACGUUAGGAAUAAAGGAACACCGGAUUUCUUUCCGUGCAGGAUUGCGUGAUCCACGCACGAGGGAUGUCGCGAGACUUUCGGAAAGCGUAAAAAUACUCGAGCCGCAGGCGAGUGUAUUUUUACGCUUUCCGAAAGUCGAGCAACAUCCCAAGUGCAUGGAUCAAGCUAUCCUGCUUGGAAAACCAUUUGGUAAUUGUUUUAUAAAAUAAUUACACUGAAUUAACAAUGUCCUUUUGAAAAUCCCGCGAAAAUCCCGCGAAGGCAUUUUAAUUCCUCGUGCAGGAUAGCCUGAUCUUGUACUGCUAUUGACCAAUCAAAUUGCGUGUUUCACUGUAGUUAUUACAUAAACAAUGUUUCCUCCUUUGCCUACCCUUGGGAAAAAUGGCUAGGAAACCAUGUUUUCCUGGUUUGCACAGCUUUGGAGAACAUGGCUAAAAAAAUCACCUCGAAAUGUUUUUAAAUGCCUCUGCAGGUAGUUCAGACAAACCACUACAUUCAAAUUUUCUCUUUUUUAUAGGAUUGAAAACAAAAGAAUCUCAAGUUGCUUUGUUGAACGAGUUAGGGACGUUAAUUCCCCUCACUUUACAAACAGAAGGACAACCUCGCAUUAUGUGUUUCAAGAAGCACUUGCGAAACUUGAGUGGCAAAAUGGACGAUUUUCUGGAACGAAAGAAGACAGUCGAUAAGCGUGUUCCUCUUAGCAAAGUCGUCCUACGCUACCUCGAUCUACACGGAGACGAAAAGCUUUUCGACGGUUUACGUCUGUCAUCACCUGGGUUGAAAAUUGUGACUGAUAGUGGUGCUUUGGUUGUAUCGGGUGAAAAGCCAUCGGUUGAUAAUUGUUGUACUAGCAUACAAGAGUUUACUGGAGGUUUGUAAUCUGUCUCAUUCGCCUGUCUAGCAAUUGUAUGUCGUUCCCAGAGAUAAACUUAAAAAACUUUACACUUAAGUAACUGUAUUUCUGGAAAAUAGCUCAAUCACUUACAAAAGUUCUCCCUAGAAGAUUCAUUAUUGGUCAAGUAUUGUAGCAAGCCGAACUAUACACCGUAAAAAACGAACAGCCUGUUUCCUGUCGACAUCGACAGGCUUGUACAAGGUUCAGUUGCAACAAUGCUGUAACAACGUUGUUCCCAAGCCUGUCGGCAUCAACAGAGAACAGGUUGUGUGUUUUUACGCGUGUACCUGGACAAAACCAGCGUGGUAUGAGUGAGCAUGAUGGAAUUAACAAUCAGACAACUGAAUAUUGCAUGAAUGAAAACCAGUCGGCAAAGUGGUAGGCACAUGAACUAACUAACAUCUCUAUACCAUCAAGCACCAAUAUUAUAUAGCAAGUGUCAGAGUUCAAUUUUCCUGUUUGCCGAUUGGAUAAAACCGUAUCACGUGUCGGUUCACAAAACUGCAUCACUGUAUGCUAUGGCGAGGGGACAACCGGUCAACAAUUAAACAAUUAUUGACCAGUCAAUAAUAAAACUGAAACUGAGGCGCGAGCUGCUCGCGUCAACCAGCAAGUUUAAAGCAAAGUUUUUUUUAAGAGUUCCAGCAUGUCUGCCGAACGGUUCAAUUACAGUUUCGGAACACCAGAUGAAUCAUUCAGACUUUGACACUUGCUAUACCGGGUGUCCCAAACAAAAGUACUCCGGUUUGAUUCGAAAAUAACUUCUAAACAAGUAAAGCUUUUCACGAGAAAUAACUUGCGUCAAAUAGAGGAAGGACUAACUUAGAUUUUGAUAUAUUAGAGUUGUAUUUCACUUAAAAAUUCACGGAGAUAUUAAUGUUUAAAAUCGGGAGCAUAUUUCUGGAUGUGUCUGAAAUAUGCAAAAAACGUCGUAUCAAAUAUUAAUCAAGAUUUGCCCGACUGAAACAUGCACUAUUACCAGUAAAUAAAUGACACUUGACAAUUUUUUUAUUAUGAAACAAAGUAUUAUUAUCUACAAAAUACAAGCAAAAUUUAUUCGUCCGAAAUCCGCGUGUGUUCCUAGCACGAAUACGUUUCUAAGUUUCAUGAGACCACUGCAUCGAGAAGGAUCGUCAUGGAUUGUUCGUAGUUCUGAAUUAGGGCAUGCUGUCACAAUGGAAUUGUGAAUUUUCUAACUUCACAUUGAAUGAACUUUAUAACUUCUGCAACGUUCUGAAAUCUUGUUAAGAACACCCAAACUCUUUUGCCUUUCUUAAUCUUGGCAAGUUCAGAAUAAACUGAGAAUGAAACACAAUCAAACUAUGCAAACAACUCCAUAAGUAAAGACAUAACAAUCAACUCCCCAGAGACAUCCAACAUUUUUGGAACAAAACGUAACAAAAUAGCGCUAGCGUUGAUACUGUGAUGUGUAUUUGCAAAAAGCAAUAUUAUUUCCUUCAUUAAAGAAUAAUAUUCAUCCUGCUCUAACCGAGAAAUAAUCAACUUUGUUUUGAACCCAUUAAAAACAUAAAAAAAUAGGCUAUUUUAGAAAAAUUUAAGCACCUGCCUUGCAUAGUCUUUCAUGUACCUUUAAGUUGCAAAGACCUAUUAAAUACUUGCACAUAAUUUCGAACGUUCAUAUUUCAGGAAACAAUGAGUUAAGACUUACAUGUAAGAUGUCUAAAUCUACGCCAUAUCCCUUACAAACCCUAACAACAAUUCGCUGAAAUACAAGUUAGCCUGAUAUGUCAUCAAGCAAACAAACGCUGGAGUUAAUAUUUGAUAUGCCGAUUUUCGCUAAUUUUAGACACAUCCCAAAAUAUGCUCCCGAUUUUGAACAUUAAUAUCUCCGUGAAUUUUUAAGUUAAAUAAAACUGUAACAUAUCAAAAUCUAAGUUUGUCCGUCCUCUAUAUAAUGCAAGUUAUUUCUGUUUGAUAGAUUUACUUGUUUAGAAGUUAUUAUAAAUCAAACCGGAGUACUUUUUUUUGGGACACCCGGUAUAAUAAAACACUUAUUUAUCGAAACCUCAGGAAAACAGCGACACGCUGUUUCCCUCGGUGUCAGUAAAUAAGUGAUAAUUAUCUGUUGAUUGAAAAAAAGUUCUGCUGCAGAAAACUUGGUCAAACAACAGAAAUAAGAAUCCUUGAGAUGCCUGCGGGGGAGGCUCUGGGCGCAACCUCGCAAGCCAGGCUCUCUACUUCCGCUUCCCUCCCUAAAGGCCUGAUUCCACGGGCGCUUUUUCUCGGCGAAAUGCGAAAUAUUUCGCCUGUUUCUUUUGAAUUGCGACCACUCGAACUAUUUCUACUUGAUUGCCUACAAUUCAAAAGAAACAGGCGAAAUAUUUCGCAUUUCGCCGAGAAAAAGCGCCCGUGGGAAUCAGGCCUUAACACAGCGUGUAACAACUUUUGUUUGAUCAAAUCUAGGUUUGAAAUCCGACAGCAUGAAUUAUGGUACGCCCGAGACUGCAGCAGGCAUAAAGGAGAAGGGGGCCAAUGCAAUUAUACAAAGUAUCGAAAGAAAACAUCAAUGUGCUAUUGUGGUUAUAACCAAGGAAGGAACUGACAGACGGAGCUCAUUCAGAGCGCCACCUACCAGUCCUGUGCAUAAUUUAAAUGAACACCGAAAACGUACAAUGCAAUGUAAAUAUACUUAUUCCAGUGGUAAGAUCAUAGAAGUACACCAAGGUGAUAUUCUGAACCAUCCUGUACACUAUCUGGUUAAUUCAGCGAAUGAGGAAAUGAAGCAUGCUGGUGGACUUGCUAAAGCUAUUGUAGACAAAGGAGGGCGAAAAAUUCAAGAAGACAGUUCACGUGCUCUCCGCGAACAGGGGAGAGAUAAGUUAAUUCCUGGAGACGUGGUCACUACAGACAGUGGCAGCUUGAUGUGUAAGAAAGUACUUCAUGUAGUGGUGCCAAAACAUCGUAAUACCCCCGAUGGUGAUGAUGCAAGAGAAGAGAUGUAUUUAAGGUAGGUAAAAGCCAUCUGACGUUGAUGAUGAUGAUUAUUAUAGGGGUUGACAGUGGUGAUGAUGAUAGCGUAAGUGGUGAUGAUGAUAGUGUAGGUGUUAGUGGUACUUGUAGUGAUAAAUUUAUGACGAUAAUGGUGAUGCGAUGGUGGUGAUAAUUGUGAUGAUGAUGGUGAAGGUGAUAUGAUGGUCAUAAUGAUAGUUGCGAUAACGAUGAUAAUAUUAUCGUUAUUACCAUCAUCAUCACAUGAUGGUUAUGAUGCUAGAGGCAAUGGUGGUUAUGAUCAUGGUAGUCGUGAUGAUAAUAGUGGAAUAGUGGUGAUGAUGGUGGUGGUUAUGGUGGUAGUGAUGAUGUUGAUAAUGGUAGCGAUGAUGAUGGUAGUGAUGGUGAUAACUACAACGGAAUAAUACUUCUUUAUAGGCACUGUUGUACUAAUGUAUUGAAGAAUGCAGUAGACGGGCACACCAUUGCAGUCCCAGUUUUAGGCACGGGAAUUUAUGAAGUCCCUUAUGGUAUCAGUGCUAAAAGUUUAGUUGGAGCAGCACACAAAUUCGUACAAGAAAACCCCUCACAUGCUUUGAGAGAAGUUCAUUUUGUCGACAACAACCCGGAAGCUAUUGAAGCCUUGAUGAAAGAAAUGAUAGCAAAAUUUAGACAUGAUCCAAACUUCCAAAUCAAUGAGUUGGUUCGUGAUAGGUGGAGAUCACACCUAGGAGCAGCAAGUGUAACUCCACCUUCAGCUCCUCUGGUGUCCAGUGGAGAUAUGGCAUUUGACACAGCUGAAGGAAUGGAAAUCCGACUGACGGUUGGAAAUAUAGCAAAAUCCACGGUAAGAGAUCCAAGCCAUGUUUCACACAGCUGGACAUACCAGUAAACAAUAUUGAGGAAGCAUGGUUUUCAAAACAUGUCUCUGAAAGGUGGAUAACCUGCCCAUGAUUUUUAGCUAUGUUUCCCACAAGUAAGCAAACCAGGAAUCAUUACUUCCUGGCCAUAUAUCCCCAAAGAAACAUUACUGCCGAAACAUUGUUUCCUAGUACUGUUUUCCGAAUCUGAGCAAACUAGGACACUUUUUGUCGAAAACAAGAUUUCCCAGCCAUGCUUCUCAAAAGCAGAAAAAUUGUUUCCUAGCCAAGUUUCACCAAGGUGACCAAACCCAGGAAACAUUUGUCAGGAACAUUGUUCCCUAGCGAUGUUUUCCACAGGUGCGAAAACUAGCAAAAAUUGUCAGAAACAUUUGUUAGUGGAGUAAAUUACUUAAGAGUAAAUUGCUUAACUACAACAAAUACUGACUGUGGUAUGUCCAUACAUGUUGAAGGUUGAAAACUAAGAAGUGUUUCCGAAUAUUUAGUGUUUAGAAAACGAAGAAGUGUUUCCUCAAUAAUGUUUACGAAUGUGGGCCCAGAACUUAAAGGAAAACUAGAGGUAAAAGGUAAAAAGGCAAACGUUUGGUAUUUAACAUUUAUGAAUACAUUUUGCAGACCAAAGUCAUUGUCAACACAGUUUCAAACGACCUGAACCUAACGAAAAAUCCUUGUUCAAAAGCGAUUUUGCAGGAAGCUGGAAGUAAAAUCACCACCUAUUGCGAAAAGUGGAUUAAAGACAAUGGUCAGCUGCAGGAAGGAAAUUUUGCAGUCACAGAUAGCGCCAAAUUGAAAUGUGACAAAGUGCUUCAUGUUUCCUGCCCAAGCUGGACAACUGAUCAGGGGGAAAAGGUGAGGACGUCUUGAGAGUCGUGAUGAUACUGAAUGUAUGUGUGAUAAAUGGUAGUUCUUGUAUUAAUGGUAGUUUGAUGACGUUUACCAGUUGCUGUACAUAUGGCGGUAGUUUGCUGGGAUGAUGGUGGUGAUGUUAUGUUGCUAUGCAGAUCAUGAUCAUCGUUGGUUAUGAUGUCGGUCUAGAAAUGGUGUUGAUAAUGGUAGUUUCGUGAUGAUGAUGCUGGUGAUGAUAGUUUGUUAUAUAUUUAAUAUUUUUAUAUCAACUAUAGGGGCCUUAUGUUGAUGAUGCCUAAGAGUUGUGGUGAUGAUGGUUGCAGUAAUAUUGACAACAGUGAUAAGUUAUUGAUAUUCAGAAAGCUAUAUCUGGUUUUUGUGUUUCUUUUCUACAGAAACUCCGCCAGUUGGUGCAAAAACUAUUAGACAAAGUCCAAACCCUAUCCCUACCCUCAAUCUCAAUUCCUGCACUUGGCACGGGAACGCUGGGCUUCCCUGCAGAAUUAGUUGCUAAAGUCUUGUUCGAAGAAGCCAUGCAAUUCAGUUCAAAACACAGCUCUUCAUUGAAAAUAAAGCAGUACAAUGUAGUUGUUUACAGCGGCAACACAAAGGCGGUGGGUAUCUUUAAACAGCAGUUCCAAGUCUAUUCAAGCAAAAUAAUCGAAAACGAUCCCAAUGUCCCCAAAGCGAAACGAAUGAAACCCAGGAUUUUUGGCUCGCGAAAAUCUCUAGCCAAAGACAAAGACGAGAGUUUUGAGGAUGAAACUCGCGGAGUGAAUGUUGAUAUUAUUCAAGGAAAUAUUGUUGAAGCAUCGACGGAUGCUAUUGGAUUUCUAGUUUCAGACGAUAUCAUGCAAGGUAAAAUGUAACGUAAUGUAAUAUGUACAGCAUGAGCGGGCGUGUUGAUACAAUCUUGAUGAAGACGUUCGUAUUGUUCAAUAAUCUUAAACACAUGAAUGAUAGAAGAUCCUACACGGUUAACUUUCUUUGCGUUUCUCGCAGAGCAUGAUAUUAACGGCUUAUUGACCAAGCGUGAGGUCUGUACUGUGAAAUAUCAGACCGAGGUUUUGUAGUAUGGACCGAGCGACGAAGGAGCGAGGUCCAUGCAAAAAACAGAGGUCUUAUAUUUCACAGUACAGACCGAACAAGCGAGGUCUAUAAUCGGUUUAUUUAUAUGGCUCAGAGCUGAACUGAGUCUGUGAGCAUGUGCUUUUCGCGCGAAUUAAAUCGGCUAUCGUCAGUUUCACUGGGUAACAAUAUACGGUAGGCAUGCAUGCUCAAUCAAAAACAAUUUGGUUGUUUGAAAUUAUUAUCUGUAAAUUUUAAUGACACACAAUUGGAAAAUUAAAAAGCAAAAAUUUUUUCUGUUUGCAAAGCAAAAAUUUCCCGCCAGGUAAACGACAUCCGGGACACCAGUCCAGAUACGGAAAAUACGAACCACGGUCCGGAUAUGGGUUUUUACGGACCGGUUGCCAACCAAUCAGAAUAGAGAAUUUUGAAAAGCCAUAAAAUAAAAUGUGUUCUUAAUCUAAUAUUCACAUCACAUAAACAUGCAUGCGCGAAAGAAAUACGGAAUAUUUUUACAUUGUUCUAUUAAUUACCAGUUCUUUGUAUCCCAUAUUGCCAAGUGUUAUUAUUGGUUCCUCCCAUCCACAUUCGACGAGCAUGAGCACAUUUCAGCUCUAUAGUUGCCAAUGCACUUCAACUACUCUACUUAGAAUUUUACCCACCAGUGUUCAUUUUCCACCAGAAAAAAACCAUCUAGCAUCCCUCUCAUUUAUAGUGUGAACAUUUCAAUAUUUUUAAGGUGGCCAAAUUGGACAAGCACUCGUAAAAGCAGCGGGUGAAAGUUUAGUACAAGAGUACAGCAAGUUAGGCAAGAUCGAAGCAGGAACUAUUGUUAUGACUAGUGCGGGAAACCUGAAGGCGCGUUGUUUGUUGCACAUGGUUAUAAAAAGCAGCGCUCUGAAAACGGAAAAGUCAAUGAUUCACAAUGCAGUUACGAAGUGCCUAGACACCGCUGAUAUGUACGGGCUCACCUCUCUGUCCCUGCCCGCAGUGGGCACAGGACAUCUAAGGAAAGAUGCCAAACAAUCUGCAGAAAUUUUAUAUAGCUGUAUCAAGGAGUAUCGGAAGCGAAAUGAAAAAUCUUUGAAGCUUGUUCGUAUAGUGAUCUUGCAAGAAAACGUUUUCGCCGAUUUCAACAAGGCAUUUGUACGCAAAGAUCCAACUACGUCUGCGGAAUCCAAAGGUAUACAACUAAACUAUACGAAGCUUUCUUUAUACUGCAUGGAUAAGUUUACCAAUUCUAAACGGUUCUUCUUAAAGAAUCCAAUGUUUGGCGUGGUGUUACUGUACAAGAGGAACCAAAAAUUAAAUUAAACUAAAUAACACUGGUUGCGGUUCCAAACUGUUUUCCCUAGAAUUCUAUAUUAUUUCCAAACUGUUCUCUCCAGAGGCAGAGUUCCAAACUGUUCGCCUAAGUGUUUAGCAAUGACCAGUUAACUUUAAAUUAAUUUGUAGAUAGCUGCAUCAUCCAGUUCUGACCAAACUGUUCUCCUUAGUAAUCCAGUUCAUUAAGGGCCAUAAGAUACGAGGUUAGGCCAUAUAUCCGGGACCAGGAGGGAACAUGCGGCAUUUGAUAGACCCACAAUAAAAGCAUUCUUCUUACUCGUAAUGAAGGAGAAAUAAUAAUCAGAAAAUCACACACCAAUCACAAAAGUGAUAAACAUAUUCACAAACCGCCAUCAACACCCAUAGGUGCACGACGAACAAGGCAACAAAUCACUCUGGAAAUUGCAGCAGAGAGUUGGAAUGAUAUCGCGAAGAUUAAGGAAGAACUUAGUCAGGUGGAAGAGGAACAAAGUCAUUCAGAGCCUAUCGAAGUCAAGCAAAAGCUUGAUGAGAGACAACACGCUGAAAUACUUGAAGUACAAGACCUUCACAAUGUCCGCAUCGAAUGCGAGCCUGCAAUUGGGUUCAUCCGAAUUGGUGGUCUUGCGAAGAACGUGUCGAAUGCAGUGGGGGAAAUUCAUCGAAUAAUCUACGCAUGGGAGCAAGAGAGGCACCAUACAGAUGCGACCGUUCGCGAGGUUUGUAAUUUACUUUAUUAAUUUGCCCAUAUUCCAACUAUACAUAAUAAAAAUGUCAGUCCUGGAUUUGGGUAGGGUUUUCUUUUGUAGUGAGAACCUGGCUAAGUUUUUGUAAUAAAAUUGUGGAAAAAUCAAUUUAUUUUUAUUAAUUCUUAUCUGCUCAAACAAUAACCUCAAAUAUUGAAUAUUUAUCUACCUACCUUACACUGGCAUCACUCUAGCGUAUAAGAACUUGGUUCGGAACAAGAAACGAACAAUAAGGCGUUAUAUUUGUUCGUUCAGUUACAUUAUUAAAAUGUAAGUACCAUUCAUCACAGCAAACAUUAAAAGAAAAAUAACCAAAUGCAAUAUUGAAUUUUUAAGGAUUCAUACUACCUUUGUAAUGGAACUACUUUUUAUAGGUUCAGUGGUUCUAUUACGAAGGAGAUGCAAAUUUCGUUAUUCCUGAGAAAUACGCAGACAGCCUGAGCGCCAAGAUAGAGAGGGCAUACAAGAGUGAUCCUUCUGGAAGUGUUGUAGUUGGUGAAGAGAUAAAAUUUGAAAUAGAUUUCAAAACCAUGACGGAGAGAUGUCUGGAUCCAAGCGAGAACGAAACAAUGAAAGUGUAUAGACGUCCUUGUGAAGGUAGGCUAUAGUUAAAUCAUAUACAUGCACUGAGAAAAAAUUUGAAAAUCCAAUGUUCAUAGAAUGGAAAUUGUAUGGACCUUUAUUGGAAAUAGAAUGGAUUUUGUUUAUCCAUAAUAAUUGUGUAUUUCCAUACUAUGGGUAUAGUACCGAAAUAGUAUGGAUAUACUGUGGAUUUAGUGGUGCAAUUGCAAAUUUCAUGCAAUGUAUUUCACAUUUUCCCCAGUGAUAUAGUCACUGUGGAUAACUUGCCACUACUUGGACCUACCAGAGGGACGAGGGGGAUAAUCCCCCUCCACCAAAUAAUGCUGCAACAGUGAUUUUACAUGCAACAGUAAAAGCAUAAUUAUUGGGCUAUCAUUGAAUCAAAUUUUAAUUAAUUUAAGUUAAAACAAAGUAUAAAACUAGCUAUAUAGUCCAGUGUUACUACAGGAGCGAACAGGUGUACCCGGACAAAAGCUGCCGUGUUUGGUUUGAGUCAAGUUGGAAACACUUUUCUCACAUGCUGAUGAAUGAAUCAGGUGAAGUUUUGCGUACUGCAGGAAUGAAACCCGCGUUGCGUAAGUGAAAAAAAAGUACAUGUAUUAUAACCGCUGUAUCAUUACUGGUAAAACUAUUGGCGCACCAAACUCAACUAAAACUCGGAAAUAUGCUCAUAUAUGUCUGUACCUUUCUAGCAUUUCCACUGCCUUCAAACUGGGACUUUCAACCAAUAGACUGUUCCACUGGCAAAGAACGCGACGUUCACCGAUUCACCAUUGAUAAACCCGACACGGAAUACGACCAAAUCCAUGACAUGUUUAAAGCAUCAUUAACAACGGUGUUGCCGAACGCCGAAGUUGUAAGAAUUGAAAGAAUUCAAAAUCCUCGAUUGUACCAAAUCUACGAGGGGCAAAAGAAAAAGAUGAGCAAUGGUGGAAAUGAAAUGAAAUUGUUUCACGGAACUGCAAAGGCUGCUGUGGAGAAUAUUAAUACAACUGGUUUUAACAGAUCUUACUGUGGAAAAAAUGGUAAGAUAUUAGAUUGGUUUUGGUAGAACGGGCUGGCGCACCUAUCAGCGCACAUUCAGCAUUUGCCGAGAAAAAUCGUCUGGGGUUAGACCUUUUUCCCCCAAGAGCGUAAACUGCGUCUAAACAUUCGGAGCUGUGCCUGUGGGUUCGGAUUGCCCAAGGAAAAGGCAUGUAUGGCCAGAAAAUAAUGUACACGGGGAUCUAAAACAGAACAUUUUAUACGAGGGCCUCCAAGCCGCUAGCAUGGGAAUGCACAAUGUCACAAAACUUUCUGGUGGGUAUGGGAGGCAUACUUUCCAAGAAAAUCUUCAGUUUCAUAAAGUUUCAUAACAUCAUAUCUCGUUUACAAAGUAACCAAUUAUUCGACAAA